Messenger RNA from Mesorhabditis spiculigera, 1524 nucleotides. The record is from the annotation of a GenBank genome assembly. NCBI's taxonomy places the organism in Eukaryota, Metazoa, Nematoda, Chromadorea, Rhabditida, Rhabditidae.
AUGCGUCUCCUCAUCUUGGCCUCAUCCCUCCUGAUCCUCGCCGUCGUUGGAUUUUCACAAAAUGAGCACCAUGUCGUAAAACGGCAAAGCCAAAACUAUAUCAGAGCAUGUUACUUCACAAAUUGGGCAAAAUAUAGAACCGGUCGUGGUACCUUCUCACCCGAUAACUACGUCUCCGGCCUGUGCACCCAUAUCCUGUUCGCCUUCGGCUGGAUGAAUGAGGAUUUUACCGUCAGAGCUUAUGACCCAUCGGACCUCCCCACCGACUGGGCUGGGGCUGGCCAAUACGCGAUGGUCAAUCAGUUGAAGCAACGAGAUUCUGGUUUAAAGACUCUGCUCUCAUUUGGUGGCUAUACGUUUGGGACCCGACUUUUUGAGGCAAUGUCAGCAAAUCCGACAACGCGUGGAGUGUUCAUCAACUCGGUCAUCCAUUUCGUUCGUCAAUACAACUUUGAUGGGAUUGACAUCGAUUGGGAAUAUCCAGCCGGCCACUCCUCGCAGUUCACUUUAUUGAUGAAAGAACUCCGAACGGCGAUUGAAGGCGAAGCACCUCUUGCUGAAAAGCCAAAACUACUCCUGACUGCUGCCGUGGCGGCUGGGGCAUCGAAUAUUGAUGCUUAUGAGGUUUCGAACAUCGCUGGACCUUUGGACUUCAUCAACCUGAUGACGUAUGAUUUCUGGGGAGCAUGGGAUGGAGAGACGGGGAUGAACGCUCCACUUUACAGCCGAGCCGGACUGGGAGGUGGCAAGGAAAAAUGGAACGUCGAUUGGGCCGCCAACGAGUGGGCUCGCCGAGGAAUGCCAAAAAAUAAGAUUGUCAUUGGAAUGGGAACGUACGGAAGGGGAUGGACUCUUGCCAAUGCUGCUAAUAUUCAACCAGGAUCUACCGGAAAUCAAGUGGCACCCGCCCAGCCGUACACGGCUGAGGCUGGAAUUGCGGCGUACUACGAGAUCUGCGAGUUCUUGGCCAAGGGAGGUACGAGAUAUUGGCAUGCUGAGCAUCAGGUGCCUUGGGUGGUUUAUCAAAACCAGUGGUGGAGUUAUGAUGAUCAGCAAUCGUUUAAGGCAAAGACCGAUUACAUCAAAAAGAACGGCUUUGCCGGCGCGAUGGUUUGGACCUUGGAUCUGGAUGACUUUAAUGGGCAAUGCCCUGGAGGCAAUGGCGUCAAAUUCCCAUUGAUUGCCAUUAUUGUUCAAGAACUUGGUGGAGGCUAUGUGCCAAACUCUAACGGAACUACGAUCAAGCCUGGCACCAGCCUCGGACCUCCAAAGCCAGCCAGCACCAAGGCCGCUUCAACAAAUCUGCCAAUAACUACCACGCCUACCGCCGCACCUGUUAAUCCCACUAGCGGAGCUUUUACCUGCGAUGGAAAAGUAGAGGGAGGCUUCUACCAAGAUCCAGCUGACUGCGGCAGCUUCUACCGAUGCGUCUACAACAGCCCAGUUCAUUUCCAAUGCGGCCCCGGUACCUAUUGGCAUCAAGACCUAUUGACAUGCAGUUACGGGAAAACGUCGGGAUGUGUU